Messenger RNA from Solanum tuberosum (potato), 686 nucleotides. Its product is annotated as mitochondrial import receptor subunit TOM9-2-like. The record is from RefSeq and is a predicted model, not a curated record. Gene Ontology annotation, biological process: intracellular protein transport. Gene Ontology annotation, cellular component: mitochondrial outer membrane. The transcript has a single exon. Bases 94 to 402 code for a protein of 102 amino acids. Lineage: Eukaryota; Viridiplantae; Streptophyta; Magnoliopsida; Solanales; Solanaceae.
GUUUUAUACAAUACAAUAUAACAAGGGUUUAAGCCCCAAAUACUCUUUACGCCAAAAACCCUACAAUUUUUCUCUGCUUCUUCUUCAACAACAAUGGCGCCCAUGGGUGGAAAACGCUUUGCUUUAACCGGAUCAAGCAGCAGCAGCAAGAACGACGGCGUUUUAGCUAGGAUUUCUCAAUCCUCCAUUGUUACAAAGGGGAAACAAGCAGCUUGUGGUGCGACUUAUGUGGGGAAAAAACUUGCGAAGAGUACUGGAAAAGCUGCGUGGCUUGUUGCUACAACGUUUUUGGUUCUGGGUUUACCGUUAAUUAUUGUUAUGGAUCGUGAACAGCAGCUGAAUGAUCUUGAUCUUCAACAAGCUAGUCUUCUUGGUGCUUCCCCUGCUACAACCCAGAAUUGAUUUUGUUAGAUGGGUUUGAGAAAUUUGUAGAAUGGGUUGGUUGGUUUUGUUAGAUGUUUGGGAAGCUGCAGUUCAUUAGUUAAAAAAAGAAGAUCUUGAUCUUCCAUAGAAAUUAUUUUUCGUUAUGUUUUGUGUUUUUUUUUAGUGUUUUGAUGAUGGGUUUCGAGAUUGGAUUGAUGAAAUUUGUAGAAUGUGUUGGUUGCUUUAUUAGAUGUUUGGGAAGCUGCAGUGUUUAUUAGUGAAAAAAUUUGAUCUUGAUCUUCAAUAGAAUUGAUUUCACUUUG